AUGCCUUACAGCUUCCACUUAGAAGAAUCAGAGAUCACGACGAACCUUGCGGCUUCCUUCAACAAGCUGGCAAAGGGCCAGCAGUCCACGGAGAGAGUGUUGAAGGUCGUGUAUUACCCUUUGGCAGUCUUUCGCGUGCGGCCCAUCACCCGCUGCACGUCAUCGCUCAGCGGGCACAUUGAGGCCGUGCUUUGCGUAUCCUUCUCUCCGGACUCCAAGAUGUUGGCCAGCGGCUCUGGCGAUUCCACCGUGAGGCUCUGGGAUCUCAACACAGAGCUGCCCAAGCACACCUGCAAAGGUCAUCAAAACUGGGUGCUCGUCGUUGCAUGGUCGCCUGAUGGCUCCAAGCUCGCAUCGGCAGGCAUGGACAAGAUCGUUCUCGUUUGGUGCGCGAAGUCCGGGAAGAACCUGGCAGCCUUGAAAGGCCACCAACAACCGGUCACUGCCGCUUGCUGGCAGCCGUUGCAUGUUGCGGAGAGCUUCCCCUGGCUUGCGACGAGCUCCAAGGAUGCCACCGUCCGCCUGUGGGACGUGAGCGUGGGCGUGUGCCUUCGAAGUCUGACUUCCCACUCCCAGCCUGUGAUGCAGGUGAAGUGGUCUGGCGAGCGUGCUGACAUUGGCGGCGUUGUGUACACAGCCGGCCGGGACACUGUAAUCAAGGUCUGGAAUCCCAAGGAUGGAAGCAUGCUGAAUGAACUGAAGGGCCAUGGACACUGGAUCAACACACUUGCGCUGAACACGGACUAUGUCAUCCGGUCUGGUCCGUUUUCACACGAGCCGCAGAAGUUCGCGGAUCUGCCCGAGAAGAAGGAGGCAGCGAAGAAGCGCUACGCGGAAGCUGUGGAGCUGUGUGGUGGCGAGCGUUUGCUGUCGGGCUCCGAUGACUUCACGCUCUUCUUGUGGCGGCCGCUCGUCUCCAAAACCCCAGUGUGCCGGAUGACCGGGCACCAGAAGAUUGUGAACCAGGUCGCUUUCUCCCCAGAUGGUCGAUGGUUUGCAUCCGCGUCCUUUGACAAGUCUGUGAGACUUUGGGACGGCCGGACCGGCAAGUACGUUCACGCCUUCCGUGGCCAUGUAGGUGAUGUGUACCAGCUGGCAUGGUCUGGCGACAGCCGACUGCUUGUCAGCGUGUCCAAAGAUUCGACGGCAAAGUGCUGGGAUAUCGGACGGCGCAAACUGCAGGAGGAUUUGCCAGGACACGCUGACGAGGUCUACGCCGUGGACUGGAGCUUGGACGGCGCGCGGGUUGCGACAGGCGGUAAAGACCGAGUUCUGAAGAUCUGGCGCCACUAG
This is a messenger RNA of Symbiodinium necroappetens, 1293 nucleotides long. Lineage: Eukaryota; Dinophyceae; Suessiales; Symbiodiniaceae. The record is from the annotation of a GenBank genome assembly.